Solanum verrucosum is the source of this 1179-nucleotide messenger RNA. RefSeq names its product deSI-like protein At4g17486. The record is from RefSeq and is a predicted model, not a curated record. Lineage: Eukaryota; Viridiplantae; Streptophyta; Magnoliopsida; Solanales; Solanaceae. Bases 401 to 1144 code for a protein of 247 amino acids. Gene Ontology annotation, biological process: protein deubiquitination. The transcript has 4 exons. Gene Ontology annotation, molecular function: deubiquitinase activity.
GAGGCAGAGGGACAGAGACUUGUGUGGGCGUGUGUGUCCCCCUUCCCUUCUGUCAGUUUCUGCUUUAGCUGCUGAAAUCUGUGUUCUCUUCAAAAAAAAUAAUUUACUUGUGAGCAAAAUUGUAUUAACACUUGUUGCUCAAACAACAUUUUCUUGAAGUUUAAUUUACUGGGGUUUUGUUUUUUUUAUGCAUGUGUUAAUAACACUUGGACAGAGACACAAUUAGCCUCAUUUCAAGGGUGAUCUGUCUUUCUCCCGUCUUCACAGAAGAAUUGUUAUUGUGUACAUGCUUGGAGAAAGCUAAAAAGCUGCUGUCUUUGCAAUCUUUUUUACUAAUGUCUAUAUAGAUCAAGAGGCCGGUGGGCCUUGAGUGAACCUUAAUUUCAGUAGUGAAAGGAAAAUGACCACAAAACCAAAGAAAGGAUGGAAAUCAAUUUCGUCUCUCAAUUUGAAGACCAAAUCAGCAGCACAUUUUUGUUUGCUCCCCAAAUCAAAAUCAGAUCGAUAUGGUCCUGGUGACACACCUGUUUAUCUCAAUGUGUAUGACUUGACUCCUAUGAACGGCUAUGUAUAUUGGGUUGGCCUUGGUAUUUUUCAUUCUGGUGUGGAAGUUCAUGGUGUAGAAUAUGCAUUUGGAGCUCAUGACUAUUCAAGCAGUGGUGUCUUUGAAGUUGAACCACGACAAUGCCCGGGGUUCAAGUUUAGGAAGUCCAUAUUCAUUGGGGUUACAAAGUUGGAUCCCUGUCAGGUUAGAGAGUUUAUCGAACGUCAAGCUGCUAACUAUAAUGGUGACACAUAUCAUUUGAUUUCGAAGAACUGCAACCAUUUUUGCAACGAUACAUGCUACAAGCUCACUGGGAAAAAGAUACCAAAGUGGGUAAACCGACUUGCAAAAUUAGGUUCAUCAUUCAACUGCAUGCUACCCGAGGCUCUGAAAGUUGCCGCCAUAGAACAUGACCCUAAUGGCCCAGAAUAUGUUACUGAAAGAAGAAGGCUAAGAAGUGCAUUCAGCUGUCUUUCUUCAAUCUCAACAAGACAAAGGCAGUUAUCGACAUCUUCGUUAUUUCUACAAUCACCCUUGAAAGGCUGCUUACCAUCUUGGGAGUUAAGAAAGUCUAGCAACAGGUCUCUGAAAGAAAGGUAAAAGAUAAUAGACACUUUUCAAUGAAUCUGUUGGAA